AUGACUGUUGGAAAUGGAAUAAGGGGCAAUGAGGGGAAGAAGCUACUCCUCGACACAACUAUGGGUUACAAGAUGGACGACCUGAUCACUUCCUAUAUAUCAGUUCUCAUCUCUGGUCAAAACAACCAUUCGAACACACGAAGGAACGAGUCGAUCAUCUAA
Ostertagia ostertagi is the source of this 162-nucleotide messenger RNA. NCBI's taxonomy places the organism in Eukaryota, Metazoa, Nematoda, Chromadorea, Rhabditida, Trichostrongylidae. The record is from the annotation of a GenBank genome assembly.